Manis javanica (Malayan pangolin) is the source of this 1153-nucleotide messenger RNA. The record is from RefSeq and is a predicted model, not a curated record. Lineage: Eukaryota; Metazoa; Chordata; Mammalia; Pholidota; Manidae.
AUGAACAGUGAGUCUCUGUUUCCAUAUUACACAGCCGGGAGGAGCCCCAGGGUGGGGAAACUGCAGCGACAACUGCGCAAGGGGGAAUAUCACAUCUUCAAGUCUGUCCCCAUGUUUGAGAGUGACUUUAUCCAGAUCACCAAAUGGAGAGAGCUAAUUGGGCACAACUGUGCCCUGAUCAUGACCGUGGGCAUCACAAACACCAACCCCUUUGACCCAAUACCAGACAUCAUGCUGCUGGCGCAACUGGUCCCUGGUUGUGAAAAGCAUGCAGGGUGUGGCCAGGCCACCAAGGGAAAAGGGCACAAAGCUAGAACGACCUUAGAGCUCACGAGGCUCUUCCCCUUGAAGUUGGUAAAGAUCUCUGUUCACAACCAUGACAAACAACAGCUGCACCUGAAGCUGGCUACUGGCUGUUCCUACUACCUGCAGCUGUGUGCCCCUCCGGACAAGCAGGAAGGCCUCAUUGCCCUCCUGAGACCACCGGUGGAAGCUUACAGCUACCCAUACCGUUCCAGCCGGGGACAUGUUCAUGUCAGUAUUUGAGGAAGAGGACAGGAGCAGCCCUGAAGCAGCAUAUUUCCAAGGAACAGAAGGUCAGGGAGGUCAGCAUUAGGACCAUCAACAUCCUGGAGGUGACUGUGGCCGUCUCUGCAGCUUCUGCCGAGGGGCAGAGGACACAACAGGACUUCCACAAACCCAUGACCAUGCCCAAAGAAGCUGCCCCGGACACCAAACCUACAUGGCAUGACUGAGAGUCAGCAGCACGGGCAAAAAGAGAGGAGGUGGCAGCAGAGGAGCCAGUAGCAAGGGCCCAGGCUCCUGGAGCAGAAGGGGUGGCAGCAGGCGCCAUGGCGGGCGCUUUUAGCAUGACCGUCACCAAGUCUGCCUCAGAGCAGUUCAGCACAGCCCUAGCAGGGCAGCCACCGAGUGUCCUGGAGGAAGCGAAACCAACACAGCUAUUUCCAGUGCUGCCAACAUGUGCCCAGAGAGCAUUAAAGUGAGCUUGGAAGGUGCUACAAACAAGGCUCAGAGUGUACUUCCAGCAUGUCCGCUAUCCUCUCCCCGGAGGACAGUGUGAGGAUGGCGACUGCAGGAGCAGCACGGGCCAGCAAGAUUGGUGGAGAAGCCAUGAAAAGAAGUGGAAUGUUAG